This is a messenger RNA of Capra hircus (goat), 2683 nucleotides long. RefSeq names its product huntingtin associated protein 1 (gene HAP1). Gene Ontology annotation, cellular component: dendrite. Gene Ontology annotation, molecular function: signaling receptor binding. Gene Ontology annotation, biological process: neurotrophin TRK receptor signaling pathway; neurogenesis; anterograde axonal transport of mitochondrion. NCBI's taxonomy places the organism in Eukaryota, Metazoa, Chordata, Mammalia, Artiodactyla, Bovidae. The record is from RefSeq and is a predicted model, not a curated record.
UCAACGGGGAAAGACUCAACUCACAGAUUAGCGCCCGGGAAGGCAGCCGAAAAGCCUCGGGCUGGAGCGGAACUAGGGGCCGUCCCCCAGUUAAGGACCUCCAAGUCCGGGUACCCGAAUUCCCGGCCAGCUGCGGCUUUGGGCAAAACCAUUCUCCGGAGUCGGAAAGGGGAGAAAAGCCCAGUACUCGGAGCCGAAGUCCGCGGAAACAGCUGGAACAUCCACUCGCCUCUUCUCUUACAUUUUGUGCUCCGACCCGCCCCCAUAAGCUCAUCCCGCUGCGCGUCCCCUCGCCCCGGGCACCACCAUUUGCUCUUCGGCCGCCCCCUCCCGCGCGUGGUACGGCCCCGCGAGCGCACGUCCAGACACAGGUUAUAAAGCCCUAGCUGCUCGAGUCAACAGGGGACUCAAGAUGCGCCCUAAACGGUCGGGGCCGGGUUCUGUCUGGAACCGGCCGGGACCCGGGGAUCCGGCGGCAAUAGCCGCAGCUCCUCUAUCCGCAACCAAUCCGGCUCCGGAGCCCUGUGCCGUGCCCGAGCCCGCCUCUGCGCAAGCACCCGCGCCGGGACAGAGAGCAGGAUCCGGUUCCACAGCCGUUUCGGGACCCUCAGCCGGGGCUCGCCGCGCAUCCGUGGCUGGAUCGGAGGCUGGAACCCAGCGGGCAUCCGCAUUCUCGGCCGUCCAGGGGAAUGCCCAGUCCGUACCCAACAACUCGGAUGCGUCGCAGACUCGCUUCAUAUUCCAAGGGCCGCCCUUUGGUCCCCGAGCCACUGGCCUGGGGACUGGAAAGGCGACGAGAAUCUUGACGGCACCGGCUGCCUACAUCGGCCAGCGGCCUGGGGUGUCCGGCCCCGAGCGCGCCGCCUUUAUUCGGGAGCUGGAGGAAGUGUUGUGUCCUGACCUACGUCCGCCCGUCAAGAAGAUCACCCAAGAAGAGGUCAAAAUGAUGUCAAGUUUGCUGGAGGAGCUUCUCCCGCGUGUCUGGGAGACCCCAGCAGCCAGGAACCCUAUUCCCCAAUGGAUGGAGGUCCUUCUGUAAAGAGAGCGGGACCUGAACAUGGCAGCCUGCAUCGGCCAGUCCCUGGUGAAACAAAACAGCGUUCUUUUGGAGAACAGGAGCCGGGGAGGAGGUGCCUGGGAGGAGCAGGGAGGGGUGUAUCUCAGACAGCAGGUGAGCCUGCAGGAUGACCUCCUUCAGCUGUACUCAGACUCUGAUGAGGAGGAGGAUGAAGAUGAAGAAGAGGAAGAGGAGGAAGAAGAAGAGGAAGAGGAGGAAGAAGAAAAGGAGGGGGAUGAAGAAGAGCAGAGGCCUGAGCAUCCCUGUGAAGCCUCAGAGCUGACUCCUGUGACGGAGUCAGAGUCGCACCACUGCCCGCAGCUGGAGGCCCUGCAGGAGCAGCUGCGGCUACUGGAGGAGGAGAAUGAGAGGAGGUGAGGACGGGGGAAGAAGGCGUCUCAACUCAGCGACCUUGAGGAGGAGGAACAGAUAUUCAUCCUGGAUUGUGUGGAGCAGUUUUUGGAGGCCACCCAGCAAAUGGCCGAGCUAUCGGAGGUGCUCGCUCUCAGGAUGGAGAACUAUGAACAGCAGUGGAGGGAGGUCGCCCAGCUGCAGGGCCGGGUCAUGAAGCUACAGUGCUGCUCCCGGUCGUAUGGGGCUGAGACUGUGAAGUUGCAGAAGCAGCUGGGUUCAGAGAAAGAAAUCCAGAUGAAGCUCCAGGAUGAGCUGCAGGACCCGCAGGGGAAGUGCUCAGAGUGUGGGGACGUGCUGAUGGAAGCCCAGGAGGAGGUGAAGACCCUCCGCCAGCAGGCCGUGGCAUCUGCUGGCUCCGUCACCCACUGCGCGUGCACUGCACCUCUGGAGGCACUUCCUGAUUUCCAGGAGACCCUGGCUGAGGAGCUCAGAAUGUCUGUAAGGAGGAUUAUCUCAGACCCUGUGUUUUUUAUGGAAAGGAAGAGGGCAGAGGAGAUGUUAUUGCUAGUCUGUUCUAUGCAGCAGGGUGAAGUUACUAGGGGAAGGGGGGCUUGUGCAGAGUUGGUGACCAUUGUUCUUUUUGCCAGGGCCAUAGGCUGGGUCUUUGAGGCCUUGAGGCUUGUACCCAGCUGCCUUCUCCCUUGGCUGGGACAGAACUUGGGAGUAACCAUCAGGGUCUGUGUAGAGCCUGGGGUUGAGUGGGAGCCCUGGUGGCUGGAGCCCCCGGGUGCAGAUGAAGGGGGAGGCUCUGGUUUAGAGGGGGUAGGAAAAGACUUUCCUGUCUGCCUGCCCAGAUAUGAGCUUCGCUACAGAGAGGAGAGAGCACAGGAGCAGGGGCUCGAGGCUGGGGAGGGGCUGACCGGCGAGGAUUUUGUGCCUGUGGAAGAGCUGGUGCUCGAGGAGCAGCUGGGGGCUAUAGAAGAGGCAGUGCCAGCUGAGGAGAGGAUAACAGAAGAGGCGGAACUGGUGUCUGAAGAAGCUGAGGCCUGGGAGGACCUGGAGCCGGAGGUAGAUGAAGUGACUCAGAUGAACAUGGUGACCUCAGCCCUGGAGGCCAGCGGCUUGGGCCCCUCACACCUGGACAUAAAGUAUGUCCUCCAGCAGCUGGCCGACUGACAGGAUGCCUAUUUCAGGCUGCAGCUGAGGCAGAAGAUGCUCCAGAAAGGCUUUGCUGUUCCCCAGCAGCCUGCAGAGGCCCCACAGACUGCCUGA